CAACGAAAGCAUUUAGCAUCUUGCAGAAUGACAUCAGCCACAGACCUCCCAAUGUCUAGAAAACCUCUCUCAAAAGGAAUCAAAGGUCAUUCAUGAAGAUAUUAAACAGUACUGACAAGGGACACCACUCGUCACCAGUCUCCACCUGGACAUUGAGCUGUUGAAAACUGCCCUCUGGAUAUGACCAAGCCUUCCCAUGCUCAAACCCAACGAUGACGUCGGCAGCUUUGAUGGCUGACAGGCGGUGAGCUAUGGAGAUGGCUGUGCGGCCAAGGCGGGCCUGGCGGGGAACAACAACAGCCCCGGUCACAGAACAGCAAACAGAAAGGCUUGGAACCAGCACCGUGAAAUCUAAAGUUUGGUCAAAUCAAUAGGACUCUUUCUAGUGGUUUCAGCUGACUUUGACUUGAACUCCAUCCAUAGCCUAUAGAUGAGCAUCUGUUUGUGAGCAAAGGGAGCUGCAGAUUUCUAUUAAUGUCCCAAAGAGAACGUGUCCAGAAAACUUCAGUAAAAAUGCUUUGCUACAUAUUAGUCUUUCUUGGCAUCAUCUCUCUGUGGUGGCAUUGGAGGACAAGAGACAGGAUGAAGGUUACAGAUCUUGCUGGAAAAUAUAUAUUCAUCACUGGAUGUGACACAGGAUUUGGAAAUAUGGCAGCAAAGAUUUUUGAUAAAAAGGGAUUCCGUGUUUUUGCCAGCUGCCUGACUGAAACAGGAGCCAAAGAGUUAAAAGCUGUGACCUCAAAGCAGCUUCAGACAGUGCUGCUAGAUGUGAGAGAUUCAGAGAGCGUUAAGAAAGUGGCUGCAUGGGUCAAAGCUGAAGUUCAGUCAGAAGGCCUCUGGGGACUUGUCAAUAAUGCUGGGAUUCUGGGGCCAACAGCUCCUACAGACUGGUUGGAUAUUGAGCACUUUAGAGAACCAAUUGAAGUUAAUUUAAUUGGACUCAUAAAUGUUACAAUAAAUAUGCUUCCCUUGAUAAAAAAAGCAAAGGGAAGGAUAGUAAAUGUAUCCAGUAUUGGAGGUCGCCUAGCGUUCAGUGGCGGAGGCUAUUUUCCUUCAAAGUUUGGGGUAGAAGGAUUUAAUGACAGCUUAAGGAGAGACAUGAAAGCUUUUGGAGUUAAGGUUUGUUGCAUUCAACCUGGACUGUUCAAAACAGCAUUAACUGAUCCAGCACAGGUUAUGAAAGAGAAGGAGGUUAUUUGGAAUAAGCUCCCCCUUGAUAUUAAAAAGCAAUACGGAGAGGAGUAUUUUCAGAAAGAUGCAGCAAAGAAAGAAAAGCUGUCCAGGAUCUGCCUUAACAAGGACAUUUCACCAGUUAUUCAGUGCAUGGAGCAUGCCCUAACAAGUCUCCAUCCACGUGCCCAUUAUGUUGUUGGGCAGGAUGCUAAGUAUUUUUGGAAUCCCCUCUCAAGAAUGCCAGCAGCUGUACAAGACUUCCUAUUGCUGCGGAACAGAGUAGAGCUUGCAGCUUCCAAUGCAAAGUAAAUAUUUGCCAAUAUAACCCCUAUCACAGACAAGGCUGUUUCUGUAAGAUUGGUCCUCUAUAUUGGCAUAAUACAAACUAUAUAUUAAAUACACCCACAUUGCCUAUAAAUGUAAGAAAUAUAUCUAUUUCUUCAAUAUCUGCUACUAUUAAAAAAAAUUACAUUAUUUCAUUUUUCAAGUGUAAACCAGAAAAAACAAAGGAACUAUUAAACUUUCAGAAAUUACUGUAA
This is a messenger RNA of Calidris pugnax (ruff), 1712 nucleotides long. RefSeq names its product dehydrogenase/reductase (SDR family) member 9 (gene DHRS9). The transcript is spliced from 7 exons. Bases 475 to 1482 code for a protein of 335 amino acids. Lineage: Eukaryota; Metazoa; Chordata; Aves; Charadriiformes; Scolopacidae. The record is from RefSeq and is a predicted model, not a curated record.